GAACCUGAAUACCAGAACUUCAAUUUAAAGGGGGGAAAAAAAAGCAGAUUGAAAAAAAAUAUUUGCAGCCACAAGUUUCUUUAAAAACUUACAGAAGCACACUGACAAAAUGAUGUUUUGUUUCUGGUGAAAUGGAUCUUUCCUUUAUCUGACAUCAAGUGACUAAAUUAUUGUUUUCCUCAGAAAGGCUCUCGGCUAGGAUUUCGACUUGUCUUUAUAUUUACUCAGAAAAAGGUGUCUGUGACUUUACUUUCAGAGAAGAAAGAAAAGCAGAGGAGAGAAUCUACGUCUUCAAGAGGCUAAGGGACACAGGAUUGAAAUGUCCUGGAGAGUGUUCAGAAUUAACGCCAGCAAGUCAGAUGUUCACUCAGGGCACAAGUGGUAAGAAACACAAGAAAAAUCAACGUGCAGUCCAAGUGCUGCUUCAUUUUUCUAGAAAGUGACCCUCCAGGAAAGUUCCAGGAAAGUCUCCCUUGGCAACAGCCCUGAGGUUCCAGAAACCGUUCUAAACCCUGAUGGUCAGCUCCAGCGUCUGUUUGUCAUCGCUUCUUUCCGAGUCUUGAUUCCAGGGAAAUGCGUGUGGCGGUCCUGGCAGCAGACGUGUUUUUACUCCUCAGCAUGGGGUGGACCUCGGACUCUCUCUGCUCACCCACCAUGUUUUACAGAGACUGCUGGAUCCGUCGCUUCCCUGGUCUUCUAAUUGACCUGGAGGAGUCUCAGAAGCUGGGGGCCCAGUUCUUGAAGUAUUAUUCCGAAAGCACUGGUAGGAAGUGCAGUCAGAGCUGCUGUCUUCGGAAGGACGUGUCCUGUAACUUGGCUGUCUUCUUCCAUGACCCUGUUCAUGACAAUGUCAAUUGCCUCCAUGUCCACUGCCCAACCCUGGAGAGCUGCAUAUUGGAGCCUGGAACCAAUGCCAUUUUAUACAACAUAACAGACGGUAUAGAUCCAGAUUUGCUUGUUUUUGAACAGUCACUGCCCACAUAUCUAAAUACUCGUUCUUCAUCUAAUACACGGGAGAGACUAAGAAUUCUAAAAGCUAUGAAUUUAGAUAAACAACAACCAACCAUGAUAAAUCAAAUGCUACGGUCAAUAGAGGCGCCAUCAUCAACUGCCCAUCAAGAUUUUGUUGCAACCACAAAUACUAGGUAUUCCAAGGAAUUAACCACAGACUCUUGGGCAAGAUUCAUUUUCCUGAAUGACUCCAUUAGCACAAAGGUAAAUAUGGUGUCACCCAGUACUGAUUUCAUCAACAACCCUGAUAACAAGACUCUUUCUCCUUUCUUUGUGCCUGUAGACACAAAACUUUCUCAUAUGCCUAUUCCAUCCCAACUCAACAGUAGCAAACAGUUACUGAACAAAACCAAAGGUUACAACAGCAGAAACCAUACAUCUGAGAGUGAAGACACAGCACCUGAUCCGGCAUCUGCGAAGUCAAAGACCUGGCUGGUUCCUGUGGCCCUUUGCACCUCUGUCAUCUUUCUCUGCUGUUGUGGAGUCAUCCUGGCAUCUGGAUGCUAUCGAAAGCAGCAGGGCCAGUAUAAACCAGGACAGAGAAAGUCAGGUUCCAGGCAAAUGAAAAAAUGCACCCUUCUGAAGGAGCGCUCUUAAUGGUAAAAGAUGUGAGCACUAUAAGCUUUCAAGAGUAUCAUUUUUAGUUUUCUGUAAGACAAGGGCAGUUUAGUUAAAAAAACAACAACAAAACGCAACAGAUGCCCUUUCAUACUAAUUUCUAAAAAACGCCAAUGUUUGAUCGGCAUAACUGCUUUUCUGAUUAUUUCCUUUUUUUGGGGGAAUAGUAUAUCUUCUGUCAAAGUUCCAAAAUUCUGACCUCUGCAGUUACUUAGCACCAUGUAAAAGAUACAGUUCUAAGUGCCGAACACGUAUUGUUGAGUCCUUACACAACCCUGUGAGUUCGGUAUGCUGUUAUUUUCACAUCUUACAGAUGAACAAACUGAGAAGAGAGGCUAAGUAUCUUGUCUAAAGCCACAUAGCUAGUAUGUAGCAAAGCCAGAUUUAACAGGAAAUGAAUGCCUCAAGUCUAUGCUCAAAAUCACUGUUGGACUAAAAGCCUCUAUUUUGCCAAUGAGUAUGGAGAAAAGAUACAGGGAGGAAGAUACCAUAACAUCAUAUUUGCCUCCCAUCAAGGUCAAAUUACUCUCACAUGUGUUAAGGACAUCUUUUAGUGGUUUGAGCAAAAAAGCACUGUAAAUGAAUACAGGUACUGACCUGUGAGCAAAAACUUCCUGAUUUUUAUAUAGUUUUCUAUGUUCGAUUAAUCUUUCUUAAUCCUAAUCCAUCAUCUUCAUUUUCUAAAACUGACAUGCUCUCAAUGAUUAUGGCACUGAGAUCUUUGAGUUUACCCUUGACUUCUUUUUUUUUUUUUUUUGUCUUU
Molecule: messenger RNA, 2392 nt
Organism: Phacochoerus africanus (Common warthog)
Lineage: Eukaryota; Metazoa; Chordata; Mammalia; Artiodactyla; Suidae
Gene: MANSC4
Product: MANSC domain containing 4
Exons: 3
Coding region: 574-1608 (344 amino acids)
Source: RefSeq, a predicted model, not a curated record